AUGCGAUCUCGAACAGGUUGCUUGACAUGCCGCGCUAGAAAAUUAAAGUGCGAUGAGCAGUAUCAGGCAGUUGGUGGUGUGGAGGGUGAAGAGAAACUGCAAUGUGCGCAAUGUCGUAAGGCGUCGAGGGAGUGCCAGCCCAGUGAGGGGAUUGUGUUUCGGCACCAGCAGAAUGCGUCGAUGAACAAUAAAACCGCAGAUGAGGGAAAUGGUCGAGAUACUUUGAGGGGGUUUUAUAAUUAUAAGAACACGUUUAGGGAGGAUAGUGUGUGGCUUGAGAUUCCGAAGAACGUUAUCUUUGUGGAUAAUACAAAUCCUCACGCCGAAGAGCUGGAAACGGCAAUUCUAGCAAGUGAUCCCAGUAACCAUGAAGCAAUCGCCAAUGAAUGGAAUCAUCGAAACUCAAUGUCCACACCCAACGACACCGCACUUGGUUUGAAUGCCUUGUCAACGGCUGCAGCCGCACAGCAAUCAUAUUUCCUUCAGCACUCAUCUGUGGCAUCACCUGAAACCCCCGGUCUACGACACGCUACUACCAGCAGCGACUUGCGUAUCCCCUCGACGCCAAAAACGCUUCAUUCUCCUAUCAAGGCUAUCAACGCAUUACUUCCUCCGACUUCUCCGCCAUUGUCUAUUACUUCUUCCUCUAACAAUAAUAAUAAUAUUAAUUUCUUACUCAAUCCUUCAAACUCAGGUUCGCCUUCCGUCGACUCCAGGUUAUCGACAUCAAUUGGCCGCAGGGAGUCUUCAUCAUAUCAUUCCACGACGGCGAGGCAUCGAAGUGCCCUAUCAAAUGCACGACUGGACGCAAAAGUAGAAACUGACCAUGAGGUUGCUUUCUUAUUGAGGCAUUUUGCCGAGAAUCCUGGUUACUGGAUGGAUCUUUUCGAUCUCGACUUUUACUUUUCAUCCCUGGUCCCUGUCAAAGCUCUAUCAAACCCCCUUCUGAAGUACGCGGCAUGUGCCUAUGCCGCGAAACAACUCAACCGGGUAAGGGGCGCAAAGGCUAUAAUGGGCGGUAACUGCUCCAAACAAGCCUCCAUGGAACUAUGGCCCGAUGCCGAAAAUGUAGAUUGGGAGUGGUACGGCGCAAAAUAUUACGACAAGGCAAUUCAACUACUCAUGCGGGAACUACAACACGAUGCUGGAAGUCCAGCACCAUUGAGUACACCCGAGGCUUUCGGACAAUGGCAAGCGGCUGAGCUAUGUGAUGAUGGAGGGAGGGCUCGGAAAAGAAGGAGGCGGUUUUCUAAUAGUCGUUUUUCAAGUUCUCAUUCAGAUGAGGUUUUGGCAGCAACUGCAAUUCUUUCGGUAUACGAGUUUCUGGAUGCGACUGGCCCUGCGUGGAAUGGGCAUUUGAGUGGAGUCAAGUCCCUUCUUGAUAUUGCGGAGAUUGGCAUGAUGCCGUUAGAACAGGAGUCUUCUCCGGCGGAGGGUGUUCUACCGCGGAAGAGGCCAGGUUUGUCGCGCGCUCGGAGGGCAACGUUUUGGAAUUUCGCCCGACAGGACUACAUCUCUGCUUUUAUAAAUGAGGGCCAAACACGACUGAAUCCAGAAGAUCUGCUUCUUUGGACUGACGCCGGAUUGCAGCUUGAUAGCAACGGAUUUGUCGUCCCAAGCAACACCGAUGCAGAAAGUACCAUGAAAGAAGACAUGAUAUCGAAUGCAUUGAUAUGGCUUUUAUCGAAAAUUGUCAAUUUCAUCGACGCGGGUGACCAGAUUCAACUGUCCUCUGCAGGCGGUCCAAAUGAACAAGGCCCCAUAGGCGUCUCACAAAACACCCUACUAGAGCGCUGGUACAGGCUACACAGUGAAUUAGACGCAUGGUACAGGGGCCUCCCGGACACAUUUCAGCCAUGCGCAAGGCUUGAGCCUGCUCGACGCCCACAUCUGGCCGUUGGUAUUGAUGACGACUGUCCCUUCGCCGAAGUGUGGUACAGUAUGCCCAUGUGCGCAUCCACCAUGCAGCACUACCACAUGGCUAGAAUCAUCCUCCUCAUCAAUAAACCGCACGAAUCCACCGCCCGCCGAACAACAGUUACGAAUAGAUUAAAGUCCUAUCGCUCGAUUGAGAGUGAGAUUCGACUUCACAGUUACGAGAUUUGUAACAUCUCCAUGUCGAGGAUGGAUGCUUCGUCAAGGAUUCAUUCCUUGCAGCCGUUGUUUGUAACGGGCCAGUGUCUCACGGAGCCACGGGAACGGAGGACGAUUCUGAGCCUGUUGAGAGGUAUAGAGGCGGAUACGGGCUGGGCGACGGAGUAUCGGGUGAAGCAGCUGUUGAAGGAGUGGGAGUGGGACGAAGCAGCUACCAUGUCUUAG
Talaromyces marneffei is the source of this 2319-nucleotide messenger RNA. RefSeq lists its product as uncharacterized. The transcript has 5 exons. NCBI's taxonomy places the organism in Eukaryota, Fungi, Ascomycota, Eurotiomycetes, Eurotiales, Trichocomaceae. Gene Ontology annotation, molecular function: zinc ion binding; transcription cis-regulatory region binding; DNA-binding transcription factor activity, RNA polymerase II-specific. The coding region runs from base 1 to 2319 and encodes 772 amino acids. The record is from RefSeq and is a predicted model, not a curated record. Gene Ontology annotation, biological process: positive regulation of transcription by RNA polymerase II. Gene Ontology annotation, cellular component: nucleus.